GGGGAGGGGGCUGCUUUCCUGGUGGGGUGGCUUUGGUGUCUCCUCCCAGGGCUGGGCUGGUGCCAGAACCUCGCCUGGCUCCCUGCCCGCUGCCACUGCCUGCCUAAUUGGGAGAAACUGGGUGUGACUGGUGCACCAUGGUGGAGGUGACGGUGACACCACAGUCCUCUCUGGCCGACCGGCCGGUGCAGGUGAAAGUGCGAGGGUUGUCCCCCUCCCAGCUGGUCACACUGCGGGCAUCACUGACAGACGAGCUGGGCCAUCGCUUCCAAUCUCGAACCUUCUUCCGCGCCGAUGGGGCAGGCGAGGUGGAUCCCGGGCACCACGCAGCGCUGGGUGGCAGCUACACAGGCGUCUGGCCCAUGGGUCCCUUCUGGUUCCUGCAGCCCGACACCCUCUUCCAAAGGCUGAUCAAGCGAGAUGUGGCCGGCAGUCCCUUCCUUGUCCGUCUGGAGGUCUUCGAUGGCCUCUCGUUGGCCACCAGCCCCCAGGACCAGCCGCUGGCCUCCUGUGAAGCCGAGAGGUGGUAUGUGGGUCCUGGCGUGCAGCGUGUGCCCAUCCGGGAGGGCAAGGUCCGUGGAGCCCUCUUCUUGCCACCUGGACCAGGACCCUUCCCAGGGGUGAUUGACCUGUUUGGUGGUGCUGGUGGCCUCAUUGAGUUCCGUGCGGGGCUGCUGGCCAGCCGGGGCUUCGCAGUGUUGGCAUUGGCCUUCUUCGCUUAUGAUGAUCUUCCCCGCAACAUGCUCGAGCUCAACCUGGAGUAUUUUGAGGAGGCGGCCAACCUGCUCCUUCGGCAUCCAAAGGUACGAGGCACUGGCUUGGGCGUCAUCGGUGUCUCCAAAGGAGCAGAGGUGGCCCUGGCCAUGGCCACCUUCCUCCCACAGGUGGUGGCCACUGUGUGGAUCAAUGGCACAGCCUACAUCCAUGGUACUCCACUUAUCUACAAGGACCUCCACAUCCCUCCCAUCCCUUAUUACGGUGAGCGCUUGCUCUUCAUGGAGAUGGGAGCCAUGGACAACUCAGCUGUCUUCGGUGACCCCCGGGACCCUGCGUACAGCGCCUCGGCCAUCCCAGUUGAGAAGGUCCGUGGGAAGGUCCUCUUCAUUGUGGGGGAGGCCGAUCGCAGCUACAACAGCAAACUCUUCGCCGAGCUGGCUAUGGCACGGAUGCCAGCGGGAAGUUGUCGGCUCCUCUCCUACCGUGGAGCAGGACAUCUCAUCGAGCCCCCCUGCUCACCCCUCUGCAGCAUCUCCAGGAUCCGGGCCAGCCCCUGGCUGGUGCUGUGGGGUGGUGAAGCCCAACCCCACGCCAAAGCUCAGGAGCAUUCGUGGCAGGAGAUCAUCCAGUUCUUGAAGCUCCAUCUGGGUUCUGUUGCCACCACGAAGCUGUGAUGGCUGCAGGGAGGUGGGUGGGAAGGGGCUCCCACCACUCAAUAAAGUGUAGCCCGUGGUACCCAAUCUGCU
This is a messenger RNA of Cuculus canorus (common cuckoo), 1463 nucleotides long. RefSeq names its product acyl-coenzyme A amino acid N-acyltransferase 2. The transcript is spliced from 4 exons. Lineage: Eukaryota; Metazoa; Chordata; Aves; Cuculiformes; Cuculidae. The record is from RefSeq and is a predicted model, not a curated record. The coding region runs from base 138 to 1391 and encodes 417 amino acids. Gene Ontology annotation, cellular component: peroxisome. Gene Ontology annotation, biological process: acyl-CoA metabolic process; fatty acid metabolic process. Gene Ontology annotation, molecular function: fatty acyl-CoA hydrolase activity.